AUGCAGAUUUUCAGCGGUAACGCAUAUGAACUUGGUGACAUUGGCAUGGGCCCUAGGAAAAGUUAUCUUUUUUCUUUAACAGUCUGUAACCCUGGAAACGAAUUAUUCGGAGAUAGGGGUUUAAUGAUUGGUAGAGCGUCACACCUCUGUGGCGUCUAG
Melampsora larici-populina 98AG31 is the source of this 159-nucleotide messenger RNA. RefSeq lists its product as uncharacterized. The transcript has 2 exons. The record is from RefSeq and is a predicted model, not a curated record. NCBI's taxonomy places the organism in Eukaryota, Fungi, Basidiomycota, Pucciniomycetes, Pucciniales, Melampsoraceae. Bases 1 to 159 code for a protein of 52 amino acids.